AUGCAUGACAUGCGUGACGGUGCUGUAAUCGGUUACUCCGGUGAUCGCUCUCAUUUUGUUGCUCCCAAUUUAGUCUCUGCAUUUCAGAACCCCCAAGCUGUCUCUACUUACCUGUCUAAUGAAUGCAUCGAGGGUCGUAUGGCCGGCCCGUACACCCACUUACCUCACGCAGAUCUGCGCUGCUCCGGUGUAGGCGUGGUCCCCAAGAAGUCGGGUAAACUCCGCUUGAUUAUGCAUUUAUCUGCGCCUCAGGGCACUAGCAUUAAUGACGGUAUAAGCCAAGACGAAUUUUCACUGCACUAUAUGACUGUUGAUGAUGCGGUUCGGCUGCUGCACCGGCAUGGCAAGGGGGCCCUGUUAUCCAAAGUCGACCUACGCAAUGCAUUCCGACUAUGUCCCGUGGCCCCGUCCGACUGGCCCUUGCUGGGCAUUCACUGGGACAACGCAUUCUACGUUGACAAAUUCCUCCCCUUUGGCCUGCGGUCCUCACCAUUUCUGUUCAACAGGCUCGCCGACGCCCUUUGCUGGGUAGCCACGAAUAGAUUCAAUGUGCAUGACCUGCUGCACUACCUCGAUGAUUUCCUCACAGUUCAACCCCCACAGCCGCCAAACCAUGCUCGUCGGCAGUUUCACACGUUACUCGCAGUCAUGGAGCACCUGCAAGUCCCGUUAGCCGAGGGCCCUGACAAGGUGUGCCCGCCGUCCACAACUGUCACAUUUUUGGGCAUAGAGUUAGAUUCCCAAGCAUGGGAGAUGCGGCUGCCAGCCCCAAAGCUGUUGGAACUAAAGAGCACCCUUGACUCCUGGGUACACCGAGUACAGUGCACCAAACGGGAAUUGCUCUCGUUGGCAGGCUCUUUGUCAUUUGCCGCCAAAGUAGUACCGCCCGGGCGCACUUUCUGCCGCCGGCUCUUCGACGAGGCCAGCCAGUUCACGUCCCUUGACAGUACCCAGCGCCUGAACCAAGAGGCUCUAAACGAUAUAUCCUGGUGGCACGCUUGCAUUGAGUCAUGGAACGGCCGAUCACUACUGCUAGACCCAUCCUGGUGCAAACCCACCGAGAUGCAGCUGUUCACGGAUGCUUCUGACCGUGGCUAUGGCUUGGUCUGCGGCAAAGAAUGGGCGUACGGCCAGUGGGAGGCACUCCACAAGGAUCUGUCCAUAGAAUGGCGCGAGUUGUUUCCCAUCGCCCUUAUCUGCGUGACGCUAGGCAAACGACUUCGCAAUCGCCGACUCUUAGUUCACUGCGACAACGAAGCGGUCUGCACAAUCUGGCGCACAGGAACUUCUAGGUGCCCAGAGAUCAUGACACUUGUUAGGAUUGCGUUGCUAGCGGCUGCCAAGCAUAACAUGGUUGUGUUUUUAGCACACAUACGUGGUGUUGACAACGUUCUUGCUGACCGUUUGUCCCGGCUGCAGGUCGAGAGCUUCCGGAAGCUACAUCCCCAGGCGUCUCCUGUCCCCAUGUCGCUAGAAGUCCGGCAGCUGACACGCCUACUGACCACACCAUGGGCCUCAUCCUUGCGGGAGUGGCAACAAGUACCGCCCGGUCGUAUGCUGCCGGUGUGA
Sycon ciliatum is the source of this 1569-nucleotide messenger RNA. RefSeq lists its product as uncharacterized. Bases 1 to 1569 code for a protein of 522 amino acids. The transcript has a single exon. NCBI's taxonomy places the organism in Eukaryota, Metazoa, Porifera, Calcarea, Leucosolenida, Sycettidae. The record is from RefSeq and is a predicted model, not a curated record.